GACUAGUAUUUUGCAGAGUCGGUCAAUUGUAGUUAUCAUUGCAAAGCUCUUAUCAAUAAUUCAUAAGAGGCUUCAGAAAGUGACUUGCUAAAAUGGCACUAGUUUUCUUCCCUUUAAAUAUCUGUCUUUCAAUAAGCUUCUUAUAGUUUUUAGCUCACUUAAAGAGUUUAAGCCUUCUAAGAAGAAUUUAAGAUAUGGCGGUGACUGAUGGUGGUGGAGAUUUCUGCAAAGCAGAUAUUAUACCUUUUGCAGGACAAGUUGUUCGAGGAAGAUGGUUCAUGAUGUUUGCUUCAUUUAUCAUUAUGGGCAGUGCUGGAGGUACUUUUCUCUUUGGAAUUUACUCGAAAGAGAUUAAAAAAUCUCUUGGUUAUGAUCAGAAGACCCUUAAUUUGCUUGGUUCUUUCAAGGACCUAGGAAUUUCUAUUGGGGUUGUUGCUGGUUUGCUUGCAGAGGUAACACCGCCUUGGUUUGUUCUUCUUGUUGGUGCUGCUCUGAACUUUACUGGUUACUUUAUGUUGUGGCUUUCCGUUGCCGGUAAGGUUGCCAAACCCCCAGUCUGGCAGAUGUGUUUGUACAUUUGCAUGGGUGCUAAUUCUCAGAACUUUGUCAACACCAGUGUGCUCGUCACUUGUGUCAAAAACUUUCCUGAGAAUAGAGGAGACAUGAUGGGUCUUUUGAAGGGAUUCACCGGCUUAAGUGCAGCUGUCAUGACUCAGGUCUACCUAGCUGUAUACGGUAAUGAUCCUAAAUCUUUAAUCCUCUUUAUCGGUUGGCUUCCUUCCGUUUUGUCAAUCUUCUUUGUGUACUCUAUCCGGUUGAUGAAAGUUGUUCGAAGUACAAAUGAGAGGAGAGUUUUCAUAAAAUAUCUGUUCGUGUCGACUGCGUUAGCUGUAUUUAUAAUGGUUAUAAUCAUAAUUCAGAAACAGAAGCCUUUCUCCCAUGGUGGAUAUGUAGCAAGUGCGGCUGUUGUUUGUUUCUUGCAUCUUCUGCCUCUUGGUAUAACAAUUCAAGAGGAGCUUAAUAUCUGGAAUUUAAAGAAAGAAAUCCUGAAAUCCACACCUACAGAAGUUAUAACAACGAAGAAUACUCGAGAAGCUGUGGAUAUGAAAAGUUCUUCAGUGGAAGCAGAAAGUCCCAAACAACUAGAAGUUUCUUGCUUUUCGAACAUUUUCAAUCCUCCAGAGAGAGGAGAAGAUUACACAAUAUUGCAGGCAUUAGUAAGCAUUGACAUGUUAUUGCUUUUCGUUGCGACUUUUAGUGGAAUGGGAACCAGUUUUACAGCAAUUGAUAACUUGGGUCAGAUUGGUGAGUCCUUAGGAUACCCAGACCGUGCCAUAAGUACAUUUGUUUCUCUUGUAAGUAUUUGGAACUAUGUUGGCAGAGUUUGUGCAGGUUUUAUCUCUGAAAUUCUUCUGAGGAAGUGGAAAAUUCCUAGAACACUUGUCAUGGCUUUCGUUUUUCUCCUCUCCUGCAUUGGUUUCUUAUUUAUUGCACUCCCAUUUCCCGGUGCUCUCUACAUCGCUUCAGUGAUCCUUGGCUUCUGUUUAGGUGCUGAGGCUUUAUUCAUUCUCACAAUCAUUUCUGAACUCUUUGGUCUCAAGCAUUAUUCAACUUUGUUCAAUUGUGGGGUACUGGCAAUCCCCAUCGGAUCUUACGUAUUCAAUGUAAAAGUUGCAGGGGUGAUUUACGACAACGAAGCUAUGAAACAGAUUGAGGGGUUUGGCAGCAAUUCAGCCAAGGGGUUGACUUGCAUUGGAACACAGUGUUAUAAAUCAACUUUUCUAAUAAUGGCAGCCGUUGCUUUCAUUGGUACCCUUGCUUCAGUUAUUUUAGCAUUAAGAACUCGUAAAUUCUACCAAGGAGAUAUAUAUAAGAAGUACAGAGAAGAUGCCAUUGCCAACUCAGACGAAACUGAAAUUGUCUUGUCUAAUGCUGAUAAUUCCAAAACUAAACCUGAUCAGACAUUUUACAGUAAUUGCCGUUAAAGGCCGUUUUAUUUCAAUUGCGGUUAGUUACCGUCUAAUGCGUUUAAAGGUUUAUUUCUUGAUGAUCUUUAACGGUUGUAUUCAGCUAGGCUAUGCUGUUGUUAAUCUAGCUUUUGGCUUCUGAUUGUAAAGCUAAGUUUUUCCUUUGUGCCGCCUUGGCUCUAUGAUAUCGAAUUUAGCCCUCGUCAACAAAAAUGAAGUAUCAAAGCACAAAUUGUACAAUGUAUAUUAGAGUCUUUUGUGUUGAUUAAUCGCAAUAGAAACAUGCAUGAUUUAUGAAA
Molecule: messenger RNA, 2266 nt
Organism: Papaver somniferum (opium poppy)
Lineage: Eukaryota; Viridiplantae; Streptophyta; Magnoliopsida; Ranunculales; Papaveraceae
Product: protein NUCLEAR FUSION DEFECTIVE 4-like
Exons: 1
Coding region: 195-1985 (596 amino acids)
Cellular component (GO): membrane
Source: RefSeq, a predicted model, not a curated record